UCAAAGGUCAGGAUUUUGACUGGGAAAUUAGGACAUGAUUGUCAGGGCCCAGGAAGACUGGAAUGCUGGUCAAAGGUCAGGAUGGGGAAAGGAAGUCAGCAAUGGCAGGGAACAUCUGCUGAAGCUUCUACUAAGCUUCAGGCUUUCAAGUUUCAAACCUCCUCCUGAAGUCAGUGAGUGGCUUCCUCUCAGCUCACAGAUGAGUGCUGCAAAGACUGAAGAGGCGUCCACAGGCCUGCUGAAGACAAAGCCCACUACUCCAGACUGCCUGCAAGAGGUAGAAAUGGGUAAAAAGCUCCAAGGAAAAUGUCUCAGCAUCACCUCUCCUGAGUCUCGUGCUAAGCUUUACUGCUGCUAUGCAGUGAUCACAGUCCUCACUGUAGCAGUAAUUGUGCUUUCUGUUGCUCUGUCAGUAAAAAAGACUGAACAGGCCCCAGUGAAAAACACCUAUGCUGCUUGCCCAAGACACUGGAUUGGAUUUGGAAAUAAAUGUUUUCAUUUUUCUGAAUCCACAAGUAACUGGACCUUCAGCCAGACCUCCUGUGUGGCACAAGAUGCCCAACUUGCUCGAUUUGACAACCUGGAGGAGCUGGAUUUCCUAAGUAGAUACAAGGGGACUUUGGACUACUGGAUCGGCUUACACAGAGAGUCACCACAACUCCCUUGGAGAUGGACAGACAACACUGAGUAUAAUAGCACGUUUCCCAUCCGGGGAAAGGAAAACCAUGCCUACCUGAACAACAAGGGGAUCAGCAGUGCCAGGGUCUAUGUAGAUAAAAGAUGGAUCUGUAGCAAACCCAACAGCUAUACCCUCCAGUGCCAAAAUUCUUUUUCUUCUUCCUAGCCUUCGCCAAGAGAUACUUUUAGCCUGUUAUCUACAGUUGCUUCUCUUUCCCAUUCACAACCCAUUCUCCAUGUGGUUGUGAAAGUCAGGGGAACAGGGGCUGCCUCUGCCAUGAACUGCCCUGUCAUCAGCUGCUCCUGGUGAUGCAGCCUUACCAGAUCACAGGGGAAGAGGAGCCAGGCGGUCCUAUGAGACUUGAUAAGCUAUGGGCAGAUGGUAGAGGAGGAGAACUCCCCCUUUCAGUGGACAAGGAGAAUGGACUAGGGGGAAAGAGGGAGGGAUGGUGGGACUGGGAGUUGCUUAGAGAGGUAUCUUUAAUCAGAAUAUAUAAUGAAUAAAUUGUAAAAAAAUUAAAAUUAAAAAAGAAAAAUUAGCAUGUA
Meriones unguiculatus (Mongolian gerbil) is the source of this 1224-nucleotide messenger RNA. RefSeq names its product C-type lectin domain family 2 member D11-like. The coding region runs from base 35 to 844 and encodes 269 amino acids. Gene Ontology annotation, cellular component: external side of plasma membrane. The record is from RefSeq and is a predicted model, not a curated record. The transcript is spliced from 6 exons. Lineage: Eukaryota; Metazoa; Chordata; Mammalia; Rodentia; Muridae.